This is a messenger RNA of Pimephales promelas (fathead minnow), 2098 nucleotides long. RefSeq names its product limb and neural patterns a (gene lnpka). The record is from RefSeq and is a predicted model, not a curated record. Gene Ontology annotation, biological process: endoplasmic reticulum tubular network organization. Lineage: Eukaryota; Metazoa; Chordata; Actinopteri; Cypriniformes; Leuciscidae. Gene Ontology annotation, cellular component: endoplasmic reticulum tubular network.
GAGAGGAGGUCCGUGGCGCGUGGGCUUGUGGGAGCACUUUGAUGACGUCUACAGUUGAAGUAGAGGAAUAAUAACGUCGGUCUCUACUGGAUUUCGUGUUCACGGGUGUCCGGCUUUGGCGUGGAGUGACGAGAGUGACGGCUAAGCGAGAUGGGCGCUGUGGUGUCUCGGUGGAGGGCCAAGCCGUCCACUGUAGAGGUCUUGGAGGCUCUCGAUAAGGACAUCCAGGCCCUUGAGGAGAACCGAGAGAAGACCCAGAAGCAGAGGAAGCUAUGGGUGUACCGACUGCUGCUGUACUCGGUCCUGCUGUACAUGAUCGCCUGUACGGUCGUCUACGUCUGGUACAUCCCGGAGCAGACCAUUGGGAAAGUUAUAGUGGCGUCGCCAUUCUUGAUAUUUCCUCUGGUAGUUUGGCUCUUGAGGAAACUGCUGAUUGUUUUAUACAACAGACGGACGGAGAGAAACAAUGAAAAAUUAGAAGAUCUGAAAGCAGAGAAAAAGAAAAUACUUGAACAGGUCAUGGAAACUGAAACCUACAAAAAUGCCAAGCUGAUAUUGGAACGGUUUGACCCGGACUCUAAGAAAAAGCUCGAGUUAGAAGCUCAAGCCACUGGCCCACCGGCGACUCCAAGACCCGGCCAAGAGCUGCGUCAGAGGCUCGUGUCCCCUCGUCCUGCUGGACGCCCGCCUCCCGUUCCUGGAUCAGCCCCCCCGACUCCACUGUCGGCCCCGGGCGGGCCACCUGAGAAGGGUCUGUCCACCUCGACGCCACACGGUCUGAUCCGGAGGCCUGGGACCCCGGCUGGCACUCCGGCCCAUGGGAUGGGGAUGCACCCUCCCGGCCCUCCGCUGGCCAGACCCAUCCUCCCCAGAGAUCGAGGUGCCAUGGACAGGGUCGUUGAGUACCUAGUGGGUGAUGGACCUCAGAACAGAUAUGCCCUGAUAUGCCAGCAGUGUUUGUCUCAUAAUGGUAUGGCUUUAAAGGAGGAGUUUGAAUAUAUUGCAUUCAGAUGUGCCUACUGUUAUUUCCUGAACCCGGCCCGGAAGACGCGUCCCCAGGCCCCACGUCUCCCAGAAUUCACUGCAGAAGCCAAGAUGAGCCAAGACCCCCCUGCUGUUGCCAUGGAGACAGACCUGUCUAGCGCUCCACCUGCCCCAGAGGGCAAAGCAGGACAUGUGAACGCAGAAGCCGGAGAGCAGACCUCAGACGAGAGUCCUUCAGAAGAGAAGAAGCCAGCGGAUCCAGACCCACACACACACACACACCUCCCCGACGAAGCACAGGCCGAGCUCGACGUGUCCGCCAUGGAAGUGGAGUAGAGCGAGGGACAGUCAAUGCCAACAGAAACCCAAGUCUCUUCCUCUCGUGUGUGUUUGAUUUCCAGGGACGGUUGGUCUUCUUAUUCUUUACCUUUAGUUUAUUUGUAUCCUUUUGUUUUAAUUUCUACGUUAUAUUGCAGUGUUAUUUAAUACAUUAGUAAAGCUAAGUAGAAACUAUAAGGGGUCAGCGAUUUUUGUUAGGGUUUCUUUUUUGGGUAAAAUUAUUAUUAGUUAUGAUGGAUCUGCUGAGUUGAAUAGGAAAAUGAUAUUUUGUCUUUGUUUACAUGUUAUGUGAACAGAUCCUGUGUGUAAAAGCUUAAAUACAGGACGUUCAGCACAUAACGCUUUAUUAUUCUCUUAGUUGGCAUGAAAAGCAGCUAUUGACCGUUCAUUUGCAUUCACCCUCCAUAUAAGCACUGUUAUGUGAUCGAAUGUAUUUGAUAUUCUUAUUUACAAUAUGUAAUGAUGCAAAAAAAGUCAUUCAAAAAAGUGUAUUUAUAAUAUUUAUAGUUCUGAAUAUCCUCUCAGUGCCUGUCAUUGAAGUGUAGCAUACGUUAGGUGCUGUGCGACGAGAGAUUGGUCCCGUGUUUACAUGUCAGCCAUAGGAAUGUCCGCUUAUUUAUUACAGCAUAAAACGGCCUUUCAGUGUCUCUGCCUCAUGUGCCUUCAUGUUUGACCCGUUUCAAGAGUUAUCAAGCAUAGCAUUAUGUGCGAAAAUACAGUGCAGUUUUUAUUGUCUUCAAGGAUUAAUAUGAGAAAUAAAGUUUUUAAAACAUUA